AUGCUAAGAUUACUCUGUCCUUUAUGUGUUCUCAGCUUCUACUUUAUGAGGGAUCCAAAGGAGAAUGGUCCCGUUCAGCUCUCGAAACCUGACUGGAUCGAUCGCGAAAAGAUCAUUGAUGUAAUUCGUAACGGGACUCUGUCCAAGGACGAACGCAUUAAAAAGAUCGAAGAAAUGCCUACCCACGAAAAUGAACAGAACACGAAACUUUGGUUGAAAAAUCUGCCGAAAGCUGUCGAGUACUUUGAUUGGACCACUUCGGAGAAGGAGAACGCUGGCAACAAGACAAGAGAAGUGAUCGAAAAAGGUGAAAAAAUGUACGGUCCCGAUUUCAUGUUGCUUGACAAAAAAGAACAAGAAGAAGUCAUGUUACGUUUCUUUGGUCAGUUGUACGAAGACAAAGAUGUGGACGAUGAUGUUCGCGACGAAAUUCUUACGCUUGCUAUGCUAUUUAAGGAAAAGCUCGAGGAUAUGGGAUUUAGGAGUUCCGUUAUCGACAGCACUUAA
Necator americanus (New World hookworm) is the source of this 507-nucleotide messenger RNA. RefSeq lists its product as uncharacterized. Bases 1 to 507 code for a protein of 168 amino acids. NCBI's taxonomy places the organism in Eukaryota, Metazoa, Nematoda, Chromadorea, Rhabditida, Ancylostomatidae. The record is from RefSeq and is a predicted model, not a curated record. The transcript is spliced from 7 exons.